Molecule: messenger RNA, 1165 nt
Organism: Diospyros lotus (date-plum)
Lineage: Eukaryota; Viridiplantae; Streptophyta; Magnoliopsida; Ericales; Ebenaceae
Exons: 1
Coding region: 67-678 (203 amino acids)
Source: RefSeq, a predicted model, not a curated record
CGACCCACUUUCUCUCUUCACCAACAAAGACUUAAUCUCUCUCUCUCUCUCUCUCUCAAUUAUAUUAUGGGGGCUCCUCAAGAUCUUCCCUCCUUUCUUGGCUGCGAACUGAGAAUCAGAAGAGCCAAAAACAUUGAGCUUAAGCCCAACACACAGCUCUUUGUGAGAUGUUAUCUCUCUGCGGGAAACGACAAGAGGAUUAGACUAGACAGCAAAGUGAUCUCUUCAAAAUCCGACUUAUUGUUCUUCAACCACUCCUUCUCCUUGGAGUGUUUAGCCUCCCAGGAGGCCACCCAAGCUCUCAUCCGUCAUGGAACCGUCGUUUUCGAGCUCCGUCGAAGAAGCGCCACUCCAUUUCUUGGCAACAUCUGCGGCUCACAUCUCCUGGGCAGAGCUGAGGUUCCAUGGAAAACCGUCUCUGAGGCCUCGGAGAUGGAGAUUGAGGAGUGGGUGAGCUUGGUUUCUGAUCGAAGACGCGUGCAUCAUCAAGAUGUUAAGCCACCCGCUCUGCAAGUGUCAAUAAAGGUUAAACUUCCGGUGGUGUCGCCUGGGAGCAGGGGGCGCCGGAGAUUGGCAAAGUGGGAUAAUGAUCACGAUGAGUGUGGAUGUAAGGAUGUUGGGUGCAAUUGUGCAGAUUAUGAUGUGUUUGCAUUAGCUGCAGCCAUGGAGGCCUUCUAGGGCCUGUGUGGCCUAGAUUAAUUAAUUUUGUUCCCUUUAUUUUUUCAUAUAUUGUUGUGUCAAUUGGACUUUUCAAUUGUACAUAUGGUGACGAACAUGAUGAUAUGAGUCUUAAUUAGAAAGUAAUGAAUCCAAUCCGCAAUCUAAGCAUUUGUGUUUCUAAUAAGGAUUGCAAUUUUGUAAUACAUGUCGCAGUGGGUUGUCGUCUAUUUCAGUUCCCACAUCGGACGAAUAGCGGAAGAGAGUAAAUAAGAAAUUGUAUAAAAAGGAGGGCCGAGCAAGAGGUAAAGCAUACCUUUCUCGGCCUUUUGGCUAAGAUCAAGUGUAGUAUCUGUUCUUAUCAGUUUAAUAUCUGAUACGUGGGCCAUCGGCCCACAUGAUAUUAAAUUAAUUUUUAGUGGGGGAGGGCCCGUCAAGGUAGCUUGCUGCCUGGGUCUUCGCGCGUCGCCCAAGCCUUACACUGCAGCCUGGGCCUGGCGCACCCCUC